Messenger RNA from Aspergillus saccharolyticus JOP 1030-1, 1420 nucleotides. Its product is annotated as putative mannosylphosphorylation protein (Mnn4). Lineage: Eukaryota; Fungi; Ascomycota; Eurotiomycetes; Eurotiales; Aspergillaceae. The transcript has 7 exons. The record is from RefSeq and is a predicted model, not a curated record. Bases 155 to 1048 code for a protein of 297 amino acids.
CCCCGACCUUAUCUCCGACUUUGUGUGACUUGGGGUCAGAGCAUGCGAUCGCCUUCUUGAAUUUAGUAACAGCGAGGGAGAUCUAUCAAAAUAUAUUUAUGCGAAUUAUAAAUAUAUUCAAAACAUCAAUACAUACAUAUAUACUUGUUGCGUCAUGUGGUUCUCUACGCCCCGGUUGCUCGUCGGUCUCUACGGGCUAUCGCUGGCCGCCGUGGGGUCUUCCGCCGCCGAUGUUGAUUUUAUGAGUGUCAGACCGACUGUGGCCAAGGAAUACUCUGGUAAAGGAGGAGAACCAGGGCCGAAAUAUUUCAAGGAAUCUGAUUUUCACUACCACUACGAUGGCCGCUUCGCCGAUAAGCCUCUUUCUGAAGAUGAGACUGUCCCCCACCUGUCGGAACUCAUCCGAACCUACCUGUCAACAAUGGAGGACCUUGGUGCUGAGACAUGGAUCAUGCACGGAACUCUUCUGGCAUGGUGGUGGAAUCAGAAGAUCUUUCCUUGGGACAAUGACCUGGAUGUUCAGAUUUCGGAGCCCACAAUCCAUUUUCUCGCCGAUUACUACAAUAUGACUGAGCACCAUUUCGAGAUUCCCGGGGUGGAGGGCGGAAGAACCUACCUACUCGAGAUCAAUCCUAACUACGUCAUCCGGUCUACCGACGACAAGCUGAAUGUCAUUGACGCGCGUUGGAUUGACACUUCCUCCGGGUUAUUUAUCGACAUCACUGCCGUGCGCAAGGAUGACGAAAGGCGAGAGCGUGGUGACCCGGGAGCUUUAAUGUGCAAAGACGGACAUCGGUUUGAUGAAACCGAAAUUUUUCCGUUGCGAAACAGUUAUUUCGAGGAUGUCUCGGUAAAGAUCCCGUUUGAAUAUGUUCGCCUUCUGAAGAAGGAAUAUGGCUCGAAGUCGAUGACGGCUACUACAUUUCAAGGUCAUCACUUCAACGAUGUCACGGAGGUGUGGGAUAAACAAAGAAAACGGCAGUUCUGGCGCCGCCAGCCGGUCGACGUACCUGUUCGAACUACGCCUCUUGGGCCUUUGCUUCGAUGAUGCGCAACAACUAAUUUCUCAAUUUAGAGCUUGCUGAUGAAGACACAUCGGGCCUGUCAAUGACAGUUAUGAUUUGCCCGGGUACAAAUUCUUUUUUCAUACAGUCGUCACUUGUUUGCAUAUAUAUGGCGUUACCCCCCGGAGCGCAUCACCAGUUAUUUGCAAGUUAGCUACGUUUGGCGUUUGGGUUUAACUUUGUUCUCUAGUCUUCCGGUUGUGAUUCUUUUCUGUAUGUUCAACCUUGUCAUGACCCUCUUUUGUCAAUACUUUUUAUACCGGAGUCUUUAGGCCUCUCAGGGGUCUGGGCUAUUGAGCAUUCGAGUCUCUCGAAGAGUUGUUGUGAAUAUAUCGAGUAUAUAAAUACUUCAUGUG